Messenger RNA from Medioppia subpectinata, 4224 nucleotides. Lineage: Eukaryota; Metazoa; Arthropoda; Arachnida; Sarcoptiformes; Oppiidae. The record is from the annotation of a GenBank genome assembly.
AUGGCCGUGAUCAAUGAAUCCGAGGUUUUAAUCGCUCCCAAAACGAGUCCUAAAACUGCUGUCAAAACAGUGUUCAAAGAGAAAGACGUUGUAAAACAUGAGUCGCGAGACAGUGAUAUCGGUGUCCAAGAAGUAGGUCUUGAAUGUAAUGUCAAUUUGGUAUCGAAUGAAGGGAUAAUCGACGGAACCGCUGAUGAAAGCGAUGACAACGUAAACCCUGUCGUCGAUGAAACACAAAACGAUUGCGAUUUGAAUACAAGAACUGAUGAUAAAAGUGAUACCGAAAGUGGCGGUCAAUCGGGCGAUGAUUACUGUAACGAUUCCAGUGAUGAUGACUAUCAGCCAAAGAAUACGUUUGCCGAGCAUUACAUGCAAUCGUCAAUUAAUUGUAAAAUUGAUUAUAAGUUUCGUCAAGAAAUCAAUGCUUUAAAACACUUGAAGGAAAGUUUGGUUUCAGUAAAUCAGUUAAAUGUCGACAACUAUUCAAACGUGAUCACUGAAUCCGAGGUUUUAAUUGCUCCCAAAACGAGUCCUAAAACUACUGCCAAAACAGUGUCCAAAGAGAAAGACAUUGUAAAACAUGAGCCGCGAGGCAGUGAUAUCGGUGUCCAAGAAGUAGGUCUUGAAUGUAAUGUCAAUUUGGUAUCGAAUGAAGUGGUAAUCGACGAAACCGUUGAUGAAAGUGAUGACAACGUAAACUUUGUCGUCGAUGAAACACAAGAUGAUUGCGAUUCGAAUACAAGAACUGAUGAUAAAAGUGAUACCGAAAGUGGCGGUCAAUCGGGCGAUGAUUACUGUAACGAUUCCAGUGAUGAUGACUAUCAGCCAAAGAAUACGUUUGCCGAGCAUUACAUGCAAUCGAUAGCCAAACACAGACCGCCGCCGACGGGAGGAAAGUUCGUGUGCGAUGUCGAGGGCUGUGAGAAGUCAUAUAAAACUAAAAGGGCUCUCAAUCAACACCGAAUGGCUCACUUCGGCAAACGGUUCUACUGUUCCUAUGAAGACUGCAAUAAACACUUGGGCACUGAAUCAAUGAUGAUUCAGCACAGGAUAAAGGGUCCACACGUAUUGGGCGGCCGGCCGUAUGUGUGCGGUAUUAAGCGCUGCGUCUAUGAGACACGCGUUAAGGAGGAGUUGGAGUCGCAUAUAAUGACCAUUCAUUACGAUCAUCAGCGAACUGUUCAUCCCGUGGUUUGCGAUGAAUGCGGACAACAUUUUAACCGCAAAGAGUUUUUGGCGAUACAUAUGCGCGAAGACCACUCCCCAGACGGGCGGUUCAAAUGCGAACAAUGCGAUCGCACUUUCGGUAAGAAGAAAGGCCUACGACUGCAUCGCGAGAACGAGAGGUGUCGCGUAUAUCGGUGCCAAUGGCUGGGAUGUCGGUUCCGGACGCCCUAUAAGAUACUGUUGUAUUAUUCGCACGUAAACACUCACUCCAAGGGGCGACCGAAGGCCAAACAGGACUCCAACCCACGCGCCGAUGACACCAAAGAGCCGAAGCGCACGCAUAGGUGUGAAGUGGAGGGCUGUGGAAGCGCUUACAAAACGGAAGCGGCGCUGAAAAUACACAGCUGUCGUAAACACGGCAACCAAUACGCGUGCGAUUGGCCCGGAUGUGACUUCAGGACUGGAAGUCGCUAUACACUGGACAACCACGUGAAGGUUAAGCACACCGACGAACGACUGUUUCCGUGCGCUCUCGACGGCUGCCAAUUGAGUUGUCGCCAUAAGACUCACCUCCUCGUGCAUCAGCUCCGCGCACAUCCCGACCACUUCCCCGAUAAGCCGUGGUUUAAAUGCGAAGAAACCGACUGUGAGUUUCGCACGAAAUGCAAGUACGCGAUCGACAAACACGUGAAAGACCACAACAAGUCUUACGAGUGCGACAUUUGUGGCAAAGUUUUGAAAAGAGAGCACCGAUUUGUUAUGCACAGACGCGCCCACACGCAGUCCAUACGGUGCUCGUGGCCCGGGUGUGAGACAGUGGUGGCCAGUGAGGACACUAUGAGGGAUCACUAUAACACACAUACAAAAGCUAUAGUAUACCGGUGUUUGUUUCCCGGAUGUGAGAAGACAUUCCUUCAGCGCACCGCUUAUUUCCAUCACAAAAGCAAUCAUAAGAGCGAUCGUCCGCGACAUCGAUGCCAUUGGCCUGAAUGUGAUUACGAGACCUCUAAUCGGGAGUUACUUAAGCGACAUAUCGAUAGACAUAACGGCGUGGAGACAGUCGUCAAGAAGAGGAAGAGAAGUCCACCCAAACAACAAAAAGAGCUAAAAAGUCCAAAAAAUAAUUUCCAACCAAUGGACAAAUACAAAGGCAAUUACCGGUCAAUUGAUGAGAGAUCUAAUUUUCGUCAAGAAAUCAAUGCUUUAAAACACUUGAAGGAAAGUUUGGUUUCAGUAAAUCAGUUAAAUGUCGACAACUAUUCAAACGUGAUCAAUGAAUCCGAGGUUUUAAUCGCUCCCAAAACUACUGCCAAAACGGUGUCUAAAGAGAAAGACAUCGACAAACAUGAGCCGCAAGACAGUGAUAUCGGUGUCCAAGAAGUAGGUCUUGAAUGUGAUGUCAAUUUUGUAUCGAAUGAAGUGGUAAUCGACGGAACCGUUGAUGAAAGCGAUGAUAACGUAAACCUUGUUGUCGAUGAAACACAAAACGAUUGCGAUUUGAAUACAAGAACUGAUGAUAAAAGUGAUAUCGAAAGUGGCGGUCAAUCGGGCGAUGAUAACUGUAACGACUCCAGUGAUGAUGACUAUCAGCCAAAGAAUACGUUUGCCGAGCAUUACAUGCAAUCGAUGGCCAAUCACAGACCGCCGCCGACGGGAGGACAGUUCGCGUGCGAUGUCGAGGGCUGUGAGAAGUCAUACAAAACUAAAAGGCAACUCAAUCACCACCGAAUGGCACACUUCGGCAAACGGUUCUACUGUUCUUAUGAAGACUGUAAUAAACACUUAGGCUCUGAAUCCCCGAUGAUUCAGCACAGGAGAACGGGUCCACACGUGUUGGGCGGCCGGCCGUAUGUGUGCGGUAUUAAGCGCUGCGUCUAUGAGACACGCGUUAAGGAGGAGUUGGAGUCGCAUAUAAUGUCCAUUCAUUACGAUCAUCAGCGGACAGUUCAUCCCGUGGUUUGUGAUGAAUGCGGACAACAUUUUAAUCGAAAAGAGUUUUUGGCGAUACAUAUGCGCGAAGACCACUCCCCAGACGUGCGCUUCAAAUGCAAACAAUGCGAUCGAACUUUUAGAAAGAAGGAAAGCCUACGACUGCAUCGGCAGAACAAGAGGUGUCGCGUAUUUCGGUGCAAAUGGCCGGGAUGUAAGUUCAGGACGCCCUAUAAGAUACUGUUGUAUGGGUCGCACGAAAACACUCACUCCAAGGGGCGACCGAAGGCCAAACAGGACUCCAACCCACCCGCCGAUGACACCGAAGAGCCGAAGCGCACGCAUAGGUGUGAAGUGGAGGGCUGUCGACGCGUUUACAAAACGGAAGCGGCGCUGAAAAAGCACAGCAUUCAUAAACACGGCACUCAACACGCGUGCCAUUGGCCCGGAUGUGACUUCAGGACUGGACUUCGUUCUGUAGUGGACAAACACGUGAAGGUUAAUCACAGCGACGACCGACCGUUUCUGUGCGGUCUCGAUGGCUGCCAAUUGCGUUGCCUCCAAAAGUCUCUCCUCCUUAUCCAUCAGAUCCGCGGACAUCCCGACCACUUCCCCGAUAAGCCGUGGUUUAAAUGCGAUGAAACCAACUGUGAAUUUCGCACGAAAUGCAAGUAUAGGAUCGCCACUCACAUCAAAGGUCACACCAAACCCUUCGUGUGCGACAUUUGUGGCAAAGGGUUUCAAUCAAAGAAUCACUUAAUUAUACACAGACGCGCCCACACGGAGACCAUACGGUGCUCGUGGCCCGGGUGUGAGACAGUGGUGGCCAGUGAGGACACUAUGAGGGAUCACUAUAACACACAUACAAAGGCAAUAGUAUACGAGUGUCUGUUUCCCGGAUGUGAUAAGACAUUCCUUCAGCGCACCUCUUAUUUUCAUCACAAAAGCAAUCAUAAGAGCGAUCGUCCGCGACAUCGAUGCCAUUGGCCUGAAUGUGAUUACGAGACCUCUAAUCGGGAGUUACUUAAGAGACAUAUCGAUAGACAUAACGGCGUGGAGACAGUCGUCAAGAAGAGGAAGAGAAGUCCACCCAAAACAACAAAAAGAGCUAAAAAGUCCAAAAAAUAA